AUUUAAUUAUACAUCAUUAUUGCCUUGUCCACCACUACUCUCUUCGAUUAUAAAUACACCACACAACCCUCACAAAAAAGUUCAAGCUCACAUAUCAAUAUCCAAACAGAGCUACCUACCUAUUUAUAUAAAUCAAUUAAUUAAUAAUUCUAUAUAUCUAUAUUGAAGAUCAUCAAGAUCAUGGGAAGAGCUCCUUGUUGUGAGAAGAUGGGGUUGAAGAAAGGGCCAUGGACACCUGAAGAAGAUCAAAUUCUCAUCAAUUAUGUCAAAAUAUUUGGCCAUGCAAAUUGGCGUGCUCUCCCUAAACAAGCCGGGCUUUUAAGAUGUGGGAAGAGUUGUAGACUGAGGUGGAUUAAUUACUUACGCCCAGAUAUCAAAAGAGGAAAUUUCACAGCAGAAGAAGAACAAACCAUUAUCAACUUACACCAAAUGCUUGGCAAUAGAUGGUCAGCAAUCGCAGCUAGAUUACCGGGAAGAACUGAUAAUGAAAUUAAAAAUGUAUGGCAUACACACUUGAAGAAAAGGCUCUUAAAUAAUAAUAAUAGUAAUAACUUAUCAUCAUCAUCUUCAAAACGACAGCGUAUUGAUCAUACUGACCAACAUCAAAGUACUACUACUAGUUGUAGUAGUAGUAGUAGUGAUAGUGAUUUUUCAAGUGUCACGGCUGAAUUAUUACACCAAAACGACAAUAAAGAGAUUGUCGUAAUUAAGGAUGAGGAAGAAGAAGAAGAAGAUAAUAGUAAUAAUCAAGUCUCAUCAUCAUCUGCUGGAAGUUGUACUAAUAUUAUUAUUGAUGAUGAGAGCAUGAUCUGGCCGUUGGAUCAAGUGGUGUCUAGUUUUGACGGUCACGAUCAUCACGAUGAUGAGUCAUUAUUGUUCGUGAAUAAUAAUACUAAUAAUAAUAAUAAUGAUGAAUAUGAUAUGGAGUUUUGGUAUGACAUUUUCAUUAAAGCUGGUGGCUCAACAGAAUUGCCAGAAUUUUGAAUAGGAGAGUUUAAUUUUGGAUCCAAAAUUUUCUAAUGUCGGACGCGGGGCAGUAACGGUAAUUUUGCAGAUCAUUUGACCAAUUGCAUGUUGCCACGUGGCUUCUAUCGCAAAAUGAAACAUUCUACACUACUUGACCAGAAAAGCUACAUAUUUGCCUAAGUCUUUCAUUUUGUAAGAGAUUAAGAUAAUUUUUAUUUUUGGAAUUAGUACACAAUAAUAUUUGUAGGCAUUUUUAAUGAGAAGACAAUAACCAAAUAAAAGAUUAUCUA
This is a messenger RNA of Cannabis sativa, 1256 nucleotides long. RefSeq names its product transcription factor MYB14. The coding region runs from base 181 to 984 and encodes 267 amino acids. The record is from RefSeq and is a predicted model, not a curated record. The transcript is spliced from 3 exons. NCBI's taxonomy places the organism in Eukaryota, Viridiplantae, Streptophyta, Magnoliopsida, Rosales, Cannabaceae.